Molecule: messenger RNA, 7853 nt
Organism: Gryllus bimaculatus (two-spotted cricket)
Lineage: Eukaryota; Metazoa; Arthropoda; Insecta; Orthoptera; Gryllidae
Source: the annotation of a GenBank genome assembly
CGAUACCACGCAUGUAUCCUUUCAGCACAUGCUGAGCGCCAGAUUACAGAGAGUACACGUGUGUUGAAACUUGAAGGGGGGGUUAAAACAUAGGUUACUUUUAAAUAUCGGUUAAGUGUAAAGGCAACGUUUAAAUGAAUAUACGUUAGCAAUAUUCCAAGAUGGUUGUCCAAGUAAACAAUCCUUAUAAACGCGAAAACGGAGAAAUAAGUGAAACAAUCCCUAUUAAAAAGAAACGUCUUGAAUUUUGCGUCUCCUCAUUUCGCAAAAAGCUGAAGAAAGCCGAAUGCUAUGAAGCUCUUGAAGAGUUUGUAAAAGCCUGUCAUGGAGCAAAAGGCAUAGAUGACCCUGCUGCACAAUACCUCAAAGAAGGAGGACAGGUGAUGGACAUUCUCAGAAUUCUAGAUUCUAAACAUGAUCAUGACAUUUCUCAUGUUUCUGUUGUGUUCUCUGCACUACAAGUUAUUCUUUUACGAGUGCUGACAAAAGCUCCUGAAUGUCAUAAAAGUGCUGAAGAAAUGUGCCACCACCUUCUUAGUAGUCACUUGAGUAGUAUUCAUCGUCUACUGAGUGUUAAGAGUAGUGCUCACCAUAAAAAGGAAUUUUUUGUUUCAGCUGUUGUUACAUUGAAUACUACAUUGGCCAGAGAUGUUUUAAGUUACAUAACCUUUAGUACAGAUGUAGUUGAUAAUAUUGUAAGAUUGAUCAGACCAGAUGAUCCCAAAAGUGUCCGUAUCUGCUUCAUUCAGUUUCUUCUGGCCUUUCUAGUGGAAGGAAAUUCAAGUGUAAUUAGUCUUCUAUUGGACAAACGCUUGAUUCUGACUAGCAUUAUUCGAGGGCUGAUGUACGAUCCUUUCAAUUUAGUAAUAUUUGUAAUAACUACUUUACGCACAAAAUUGGUGGAAACAUCAGGGAUCAACAGGACACAGAAGAUCCAUACAUUCAAUACACGAGUGUUGUGUGAAUUGCUAAGUCUCUACAAGUGGAAAGGACCAGCAGCCUUUGCUCACGAAAAGAAGAAAUCUAGUGCAGUUUGCCCAGAAGUAGAUCUGCAGCAACAGGAAGCUGUGGCUGAAGCAGUCCAUGCUCUUUUCUUGGUUCUGUGCACUUCUUAUCGGUACGGUGUUGUCUUCCACGAUCGUGCAUUAGGAACAAAAUCCAGGAUGAAUGUUAUGGUUGCAAAUAUUUUGAAGGAAUUGGACCGGCCUUGGGAGAACAACUUGCUUACUGAUCUUGUAGUGAAGAUUGCUAGUGUGCGUCCUGAACUCUCUCCGAUAUCUUACAGCCGUGUGGUACCUGUUUUAGAACCUCGUGCUACCAAACCUUGGACAAUGGCAGUUAGUUUUGUGACUCGGAUUCUUUCUGCUCUAAAGUUAAAUGAUCUAACCUCCUUGGAACCUCAGGCUGCUCUUGAAUGUGCAAAAAAGUUAGCUGCUUCUCGACAUGUAGUGAUUCCUUUGUCACCAGGCUUACUGCAUGAACACCCUGUUGUUCGCCAUAAAACAACGAUGUUUCUGCAAGCCUUGUUGAAUGCUGUUGGUGUAAGUCUGACAGUUCUCCCUGAACAACAAGCUUUAGAAUUUCAGCUCUACGUUAAAAAGAUUAUUCCAAAUGUUGUUGGACUUAUAAAGUCUUGGAGAAAGGCAUUGAAAAAUUCCAUUCCAGAGAAAAGUCCACCCAACAUUCAAGUACCAAGUCCAACUGACCAAAUGAUGGCAUUAGUAGAUCUGAUGUUUUUAUAUCAGAAACACUUUCCCCUUUUACUUGAUGCAGGUGAUGAUCAUGGCACACUUACAAAGAUGUUGUCUUCCACCCUUGAUAUGGAUGACAAUAAUGAAAACAUGCUUCCAUUGCAAUUGAAAAUUUUGAAACUUUUGGCUCAACUAGACACAGCAGUUCUAGAACCUCAAGAGAGUGGAUUCAUUGCAGCUAUGUCGAUUCUUCUAAGAGCAAGUUGCAAUAAUGACAUGAUAGCUGCAGAAGCUCAGCAAACUUUAGGGGCCUUACUUGUAAAAUGUCAAGUUCUAGAACCAGUUGCAGCCGAUAUGAUUGGUGAAAUGGGAAUAUGGCUUCAAAAUUGUCAAGCAGUUCAGCCUUCCCAACGCCCAAUUGUCAUUUCAUUCCUCCAGAAUGUUUUGGUCAGUGUUGCAACAAAUCCUGUGCCUUACCAUGAACAAGCAUUAAGAGUUCAAGAAAUGAUGUUCUCGUCUACCGAAUUAGGAAAAAUAAGGAAUACACAAUUGGACCAGGCUGAGCAUUUAUUUCAAGAAUUAUUGGAAAUAGCAAAUAUUGAGAAGUCAUAUUUGCAAGAUUUUAAGAAGAAUGUGGAAGAAUCUGAAGGAAAAAAUAACAAAAAAAUUCGUAUUCAUGACUUUGCUGGCACUAUUGCAUUGAGUCCUAUGCUGAUGUAUAUAGACUCUGUGAAGUUAAAGGAAAAUUUAGAUGCUUGUGUGGUGAAGUACUUGUCUUCUGUUUUGGUGCACCUUUUGCACUUGCAAUCUGACCCUCGACCCUUCCUAUCUAUAGUAAAGAACUGGUCUGAUUUACCAGAUGCUGUGAUGGAUUAUAUUAAUAGUUGGAGUACAGAAACACCACUUGCAUUAACAAAGCCCUUUGGGACUUGUUCGUUGGAAAGUUCUUUGAGCCAUGCACUUUUGGGCCAAAGCAAGAAUAUUCCAGAAUUAGAAGAUUGCUCCAACCCUAUUAGAAUCCUACAGUUGUUGAGAAUUGUGAUUUUUUAUAUUGUUCAGUUGGCAGAAAGACAGCAGCUUACUGAAACUGUGACUUCUUUAGGAUUGGAUGUGUUGAUAGCACUGUUUCAUGCCCUGCAAGAAGCCCUUUCACAAUAUGAAUCUUCAGAAUCUGAAAAGUUCAAUAUAAAAUGUGUUAAUUUAAUAUUGAGACACCCAGUGUUAUUAUGUUACUUUUCACCCUUGCAUAGAAAGAAGCAAAUUACAGAUAGUCUUGUGACAAGUUUCAUGUUAAGCUUUUUAGAUCAAUGCACUGUAGUUACUAGUCCUGCUGUUGCUAAGAAUUCCAGCAUUCUUUUAAAAGACAAACUUUUGAGAAAUAUUUUGCAUUAUCUUGAGAGGUCAAAGCAAGCGCCAACAAACACAAACAUGCUUGUCAGAGCGGUUAAAAUAUCAGCACUGACAGGACCAGAAAUGUGUAGUUUAAUGCCGAAAUUGAUUCAGAAAAUGACCACACAACCAUGGAAAGAGUUAAUAUGUUAUCUGCUGCGGAAUGUGGAUUGCCUUCCAUCGGAGCAGGUAGUUUCUGUGGGAAAUAAACUUGUUGAACUUCUGCAAGAAGAACAUGACACAAGAUUAGCAGCAUGGGAGGUAGUGGAUUCUUACCAACAUUAUCUCCAACAAUUUCCACAUUGUGUGCAUCAAGUCCCUUCUGGACUAUUCCGAAAGUGUGUCUGUGAGCGAGGUCUGAAGUUGGCUUGUGUUAUUCUGCAGCAUCAGUCAUCAUAUGUGAUGGAAUUAAGAACUUUAGUAGAACAAAACAAUCUCCUUAUUGGUUCUCCAAAGGUGCUUUUUCCACUUCUGUCAAAAGCGAGUUGCCAUGGCCCUCUUCCAUCAUCUCUUCUGAAAGCUGUUUAUGAUCAGUAUGAAGGAAACAUCUUUGAAGCAAUGCAAUCUCCUUUCUCUGGUACAACAUGGUUUUCAGAUCAUGUGGAUGUAAUUAAACUGUUAAUUUCAUAUAUGGAUUUAGACAAGUGUAUUUCCUUGUCUCAGUUAAUUGCUCAAAAUCGCAAGAAAAUUGAAUUAUGCACGCCAUUUCAUCUUCAUGUAAUGCAGAGUCUACAAAUUCAAGGUGGCUGGAAGAAAUUGGCUGUAGAGCUUACUGAAAUGUUAUUGCAUCAAUUAAAACAGAUGCUUGAAAAGAAAGAACCGACUCCUCUUAUCAGUCAGCUGUGUACUCUCUUAGGAGAUCAUUUGAUUGACAAUCGAAUAAAAUGGCGGAAGCGGAAGUUACGGUCAAAUGAAACGUGGGAUAUGCUACCCAUGUUAGUUUUGCAAAAUGGUCUGAGUGGUUUAGACCAGCAUCUCACCUGUUGCUUAUUUUCAGUAUUUGCUAGAUUAUUAUGGAGAGCAAAUGAAACAAAAAUGGCAGCACAAGUAUUUGAGAUGACAGUUUCUCACUCUCGCUUUCUUGACGUUGUUCUAAUUCAAGAGCAUUCAGAUGUCAAAUUGGCUGUACUUCAAUUGAUAUUGACCUGCUAUGAACUUGCUCCACAAGUGAGAAAAGCUUCUCAAGUUCCAAUCUGGCUUGGAUCCUAUGGUGCAACCCUUUCUCAUAGUGAUCAGGUUACUUUGAAGAUUUUGUGGUGUUUGAACAACUGCCAAGAUGUGAACCUCAAUGCAUACAGGCCAUUCCUCUGGGGAGAAGCAGCAAUCAACCACUACAGUGUUCGCUCACGUGCAGGAAUGUCAUUGUGGCGCGUACCUCAGGCCACAGUAGCUCUUGAGCUGUUACAGCUUAAGAUGGUUGAGAAUACUAUCUCCAAAUUUCCACUUGAUCGUAAACUAUUAUUGAAACAGCAAGAAAAUUUAUUUGAGAGUGACACAUUUAUCAGUGGCUUCAUAGAGGAUCUGGAACCUAAUCAACCAGAUGUAUAUGAUCCUGCAUUUGCGAUUCCUCUUCUAAGUCAUGUACUGGCUCCAGAGUCUGUAGUUCAGGAGCAUAAAUUCAGUCGCUUUGGUGGACUAGCCCUGACACUAUCUGCUUUAGCAAGCAGAUGUGGGUACAUGCGCACUGCUGCUCUAUCUGUUCUUUCUCGCUUCCAUGCUCGGUUGAAUCCUAAAAGCUCUAAUGCUCAAUUAAAUGAACAAUUCAUAGAAAGUAUACGUGCCGGAAUAGGUAAUCUGAAAGCCAAUGAGAUGUGCCAGGCAACAAACCCUGACCCUCCAAAAAAUAUGUCAGGAACAUGUGAUAAGUCAACAAAAGUGGAUAAGGACAACACUUCAAGCAGAAAUGAUUCCAACCAUCAAGGGGCCCUGGCACCAGUGGUUCCAAAUUUAUUUGCUGUUUUUUUAGCCCGCACCUCUUUGGUCUUAACGCAACCAUUGCAUGAACUCUUUAAGCCUUUAAACCGAUAUGUUUUGGCCAAACCAGCAUUGGAUCUGAAAACUGUGCCGGACCUUCUUGAGCUUCUAAGACCUGAUAGUGUUGAUUUCAGAGCUUAUCAGUUGUGGCUGAUAGAAACUCUUCAGUUUGGAAUGCGAACUGAAGAUGAUGUGGUUAAUGCAAAACGUCGGCAUCUAUUCAAGAUGUUAUUUGCUUUAUAUUCCAGUUCAUUAUCAGAUGUCCGGACAAGGAUACUUGUUCUUCUUCUCGUGGAAGCAACUUUGUGUGUUAGUAAUGGAUCAACCGUACUGCUAAAGAGUGGAAUUCUGCCUUGGCUGCAUGGUAUUAUCAACAGUCUACAAAAAGAGGAGGAUGGAGAUGUUAUAAUUGCUUUCAUUCGAGUAAUGGUGGCUUUGAAAAAUCAUGCUCUAUCUUUUGGAAGUAUGGUAGUUCCAUUUCUGCUGAAACUUCCUCCAAUAGUGAAAUCUUCAGAUAUCCAUUGCAUAUUGCAAGCUGGAAUUACUUUAAUUAAGUGGCUAUCUAAAGACCAUUUAGUAGUAUUGUUGUGUUUGUGUGAGAGAAUGUUGGACCAUAAAAUCAUUGAUGAAUGUUGUGCACAAUUAGGACUCCCAGAGGGCACUACAAUAAAAAAUGAAGAAUUAUUAGAUCAUAGUGAUACUAGUGGAAGAGAUUUAGUCAUUAGUGUUGAAGAACGGAAAGCACUAGGUGACACAUUGAAAAAAGUUGUACAUCAAUGGUUAACAUAUAAAUAUGACGUGAAAGCAUAGGCUUCCAUUGCCAGAUUCAGUAGAUUUAUUGACUCUGGGAGAUGCCGCAUCCUAUGGUCAGUUGCCUACAUUAGCAGCUUUGCCCAGGAUGCAGCAUCUCUUGACAGCCAUUAUGCAUACACAUACACACGAUAUACUGGGUCUUUAUUCUAACUUGCAACCCAUAACUAGGAGCAUCUGUUCUUAUUUUGGCAAAUUGGCAGCCAUGUGCCUUUUUCCUUCUUUCAAAACAACCAUGGCCAAUAUUGAAGAAAGCAGUGGAGCAGGUGAGCAUCAGGUCAUACGGUGAAGCAACUUAUUUUUUGUUUUUCCCAUUCAAGAGUUCAUACAGGCAGGUACAUGGCUCACACGCCAGAAUCUUUUCACACUCCAUAGGAUGAGUGCGACAGAUAUGAGCAGGCAAACAAAACAUCUCUUAAGAAUCUUCUGUCCAGACUGCUUAUGAAAUAAAACUAAUACUGAAGAUCUGGAGGGAAGUUAUGACUGAUUUAUCAAUUUAUUAACAGCAGUGUAACAAUAAUUAUUAUUUAAUGGAAACCAACUCAGAGAGAAAUCAGAAAGAUAUCUUGUGAAACAUUACCACCAAGCUCUUCAUUUUAUACAACAAGAUUAUUAUUAUUAUUAUUAUUAUUAUUAUUAUUAUUAUUGAACCUACAAAUUAAACAGAUAAGGAAAUCUUAAUAAAAUAUAAAUGAAUAGUAAAUUAAUAAUUAUUGGAAAAAAAAAUCAAGAAUAAUAAAAUAUUAUUUACUUAAUAUCACAGUAAAUUGAUCAUAGAGUAAAUGCUCAGUGACUAUCAUUUGCCAAGAGAGAUAUGUAAAGUGUAAACAUAUCUCCAUGUAGUGCCUGCAACACGUUGAAGAGUAAUAAGGACAGAAUAAGUACUUUCUCUUCCCUCCAACUAAAAUUAACUGUGUUCUCUCAUCCCAAAAUCUGAGGUCAUGCAACUAAUAGUCACUAAAAGAGAAGAGAUGCCAAAGGUAUUUCAAGCAUUUCCAAAUUGCCAAAACAAGUAGUUGCUACCACACAUUGGUUACAAUUUAAAAUAAAUACUUGGUAUCAAAUUCGCUCUAUUAUUAUGAAAGAAUAUCAUAAAUUUCAAUUCUUUGACACCACAAAAUGUCAUCUCCCUUUUUGAAAGGGUUGUAUAAACAGUCAAACAAAUUAUUGAACUAAUAAACUUUCAAUACUCCAGGCUAAAUGUAAUUUUUAUUUUGAUAUUGAAUAUUGUAUAAAAAAUACAAUGCUUUUUGUAUAUAAAUACAAUACUUUUUGUAAAUAAUUUGACUUGAAUUAUUUAAUAACGUUACUUAUUGUACUUUGUCUCGUAUGAACUAGUUAAGAAGAAAUUUUUGACAGAACACACCUGCAGAAGAAUUUGGAUAUAAUUUUGUUGAAAAUUUUUUUUAGCAUUCCUCAACUUACAAAUCGAGAUGAAAGAAAGGUUAUUGUCAUUGGAGAAGUUCAGGAAAUUUGGCCAUGUUUUUGUCAAAAGUCCUUUAAUUGGAGGAUAAACUUGUUGAAGCAGAGAGAACUGUGUGGAGGUUUUAUUUUCAGUCAAGCAUAAUUUCAGGUAUGCAGAAUGUAUAAAUAGCAGACUGUAAGGAAAUUUUUAAUUUCAUAUGCAUUUCAAUUCAUGGUUCCCCUCCUCCCAUCAAAAGUAGUGAAUAAACCCAGCGGAUCACCUUCCAUCAAGGACAAGGAAUUUGAAUAUUAUGAAAUAAACUGUUGAUUGAAAAUAGACAAACUCUGAUUUUUUACUUUGAAAUAAGUACAAACUGAUAAAAAAUGAGACAGAAACAAAUGACUAAAUCAAUGACAUUACUUAGGAACUUAAAUGUGAUUAGAACACUAAAGGAUUAGUUUCUUCUUGUAUCCUUGCACUAAUAACUUCUCUCUUCUUUCUUGAGAUUGACCAAUAAAUCACAAAUUGAAUAUUAUUUGGUAUACAAGUUGGCAAUAUAAUUGACUAAUACCAUUAUAUCUGUU